UAUUUGCGUGUGCAAAUCCGCGCGGCAUACCGAAAACAUUGGAUGGUACUUCUCGCGUGCGAUAAUCAUCCAAAAUAAAAGAAGUACCGCCUUGCUUCGAGGGUCAUUCGUGAUUACGCUGGCGAGAUACCAGGGAUCAUGAAGACUGUCAUUCUAUUAUUAACUUUCGCUGCUUUGGCACUUUGUGCCGAUGACUUCUGUUACAAAGACACCCAAAGAGCUUGCAGCCCUACAUCUAGCAAAUUAGUUACUGGAGUUCCAAACUGCAACGCCAAAUAUGGUGCCAUUGACAAGCUACAAUCCAGCCUUCAAAAAUACACUAACGAACUAUUAUACCGUUCAUUCGAUUUCCUCCUCAUGUCUACUUUCUACGGGAACUACAUUAAAAACAGACCAGGCUUCGAGAAGCUGUACAGAACCUACUCAGAUUCAUUAUGGAACGACGGUAUAGAACUUAUAAAGUACAUAGAAACUCGCGGAGGUACCAUGGACUUCAGUAACAUCCCUAACAACAUUUUAAACCUCGAAAACGAUGGAAGUGAAUCAAAACCAAGUCCAAAACCAAACUGGGAACUCAACGAAUAUACCUCCUUGGCCAAAGCUCUGGAUUUGGAAAAAGAACUGGCUGAAGACAUCUUUAAAAUUCAUCUGGACGCUGAUAGUCUGAAACCUGGUCAGCAUGAUGCUGAGGUAGUGCAUCAUAUUGAGGAGGAGUUCGUUAGUAAACACAGAGAUGCUAUUAGGAAGCUUUCUGGGUACACUUAUGAUUUGGGAAAGUUGUUGGAUACCCCAGAUGCUUCUCUGGCUGUGUAUAUGUUUGAUGAGUUUUUGCAAAAUGACAAGUAUUAAGUAUAUUUUAGUUUGUCUGCAUGUAUAUUCCAUGUUAUCUAAUUUUUUUCUGCAAUACCUUUGUAACAUAAAAAAGUAAAUAUUUAAACAGCAAUACA
Molecule: messenger RNA, 947 nt
Organism: Sitophilus oryzae (rice weevil)
Lineage: Eukaryota; Metazoa; Arthropoda; Insecta; Coleoptera; Curculionidae
Product: ferritin heavy chain-like
Exons: 3
Coding region: 139-849 (236 amino acids)
Biological process (GO): intracellular iron ion homeostasis; iron ion transport
Cellular component (GO): cytoplasm
Molecular function (GO): ferric iron binding; ferrous iron binding
Source: RefSeq, a predicted model, not a curated record